Molecule: messenger RNA, 891 nt
Organism: Arabis nemorensis
Lineage: Eukaryota; Viridiplantae; Streptophyta; Magnoliopsida; Brassicales; Brassicaceae
Source: the annotation of a GenBank genome assembly
AUGAGGAAAGGGAGGAGUUGUUUGGGACGAUGGUGUUCAAUAUCGUGUAAAGAAUUGUUUGUAGGAAAAGAUGAUGCUUGUGUGACUUUUGUCAAGUUCGAAUAUGGCAAUAGGGAUAGUACAGUGGAGUCACGUAAGCAUGGCACCAAGAGCCAAAAGCCACAAGAGUUUGAGCUCCUAUCACUCGAAUACAUCACCUCGGUGGAAGGAACCUACGCUAAUCCCAUUUCCGCCACAGUCAUUACAAGUCUUGUCUUUAAAACAUCCCUUGGGAGAACAUCUCCGACAUUCGGGAACCAGCGAUUCGUGUUAGCGAACAAUGGUCAGAAACUUGUUGGGUUCCAUGGGAGGGUCUCUCCGGGUCGUCUUGACGCACUAGGAGCUUAUUUUUCACCGGAACCUGUAGCCGAGCCAUCUCCAGUCAAAGAUUGGGUUCCACCUAAGAAACUUGAGGCUCAGGGUGGUCAAGGAGGAGACAAAUGGGACGAUGGAAUUUACAAUGGUGUUAGAAAAGUUUAUGUCGGAAGAGACGAGGCUUGUGUAACGAGCAUCAUGUUCGACUAUGUAAAGGACUACGUCGAUGAAAACCGAGCGCAUGGAAUCUUAAACGAAGAGCUACAAGAGUUUCUACUUGAUCACAUGGAAUGUAUCAUAUCUGUGGAGGGAACGUACGGUAAUGUGCGUCGUUUCACCAGCCCAGUCGUGACGAGCCUUGUCUUCAAAACAUCAAAAGGAAGGACUUCUCCAACAUUUGGUGCUACUAAGUUUGUGCUCGAGGACAAUGGUCGUCAUAUUGCCGGCUUCCAUGGACGGUCUGGAACUGCACUUGAUUCUAUAGGAGCACAUUUUGUGCCCCCUAGGCCGAUGAAUGUGGAAUGUUGUAUUUCGUGA